Molecule: messenger RNA, 6961 nt
Organism: Ceratina calcarata
Lineage: Eukaryota; Metazoa; Arthropoda; Insecta; Hymenoptera; Apidae
Product: UHRF1-binding protein 1-like
Source: RefSeq, a predicted model, not a curated record
GCAUUCGGGACGCUGCCGCGUCUCUCAAUAACUAACGGAGUGAUCAUAUUUGUUACAGUAUGAAAACUGGGAUGGUGAUUUGCCUGCUGCGAAAUCGACGCGGAGUACAGGUUUCAGCUGAAUAAAAAAUGCGAGAAAAAGUGAAGGAGAGAAACUAGAAAUUUAGCAGCGGUCGUGCAGUUCACUGACUACUUGAGUCGAAAGUCGAAAGCUGCGUGAACAAUCGUGGCAUGUAUGAACGGGACGUCGUUCGUAGCAAAUGUCUAGUGUCAAAUUAACCAUGCUGAAACGCGUAUUCGAGAUCGUACAGACCAAUUGAAAGUAAUUAAGAAAAGAUGGUGUCAUUAAUAAAAAAGCAACUGUUGAAACAUCUGUCCAGGUUUACCAAGAAUUUGUCGGCAGAUAAAAUAAACUUAAGCACGUUCAAAGGAGAAGGCGAAUUGACAAACUUGGAACUCGAUGAGACGGUCUUAACAGAUUUAUUAGAGUUGCCAUCGUGGCUUAGAUUAACAAGCGCUUGGUGCAAUAAAGUUUCGUUCCGCAUACAAUGGACCAAGCUGAGAAGUGUUCCUAUUUUUUUGAGUUUGGAUGAAGUUCAUAUAGAAGUAGAAACAUGCGAAGACUUAAGGGAUUUAACAUCCCCGCAAGGACUGUCCUCGUAUACAGGACCUGGGAAAUAUUCUUUUAUACAAAAAGUGAUCGAUGGUAUAACAGUGACUGUCAAUACAGUGUCAGUUACGUUUAAGAGCCCUGCGUUUAUUGCUUCAGUUCAGAUGAAUCGCAUCGUUGUUGAAUCAAAGUCUCCGACGUGGCAGAGAUGUGAUUUAAGAACUACUAGAGUAAAAGACCCUGACCGCGGUCAGUUACUCAUUUUUAAGGAAUUAGAAUGGCAGACGGUUAGGAUAGAAGCACAAAGUACUAAAGAUAAGAACCUUACGCCAUUACGUUUACUUACAAAUCAAGCAAGAUGCCGGAUCAUUAUCAAGAAAAGAAUAUCAGAUUGUUUUGUCAUGGGGUCAAGACUGAUUCUAAUUUUAGACGACCUCCUCUGGGUUUUAACUGAUUCACAAUUAAAGGCAGCGCUUCAUUUCAUCGACUCCUUAGGAGGUCUAAUAGAAAAAGCUACAAUUUUAGAACGUAAAACGAAAGCAGCUAGGAAAUUAGAGGUUUGUAAAUGUUUCAAUCGGUCGAAGAGUCAACACACCACUCUUAUCUCGAAAUUUUUCGCCAAGUACGACGUCGUGGAAACAUCAUAUCAUUUUCUUUGCCAAAGAAUUGAUUUACAUUUGUGCGACGAUCCUGGCAAUGGCAGGUCUUCUCAUCCCGAUUUGAAGGACGGUGGUGCGUUGCAAAUUUCGCUAGUCAGAUUUCAAGUUGACUAUUAUCCAUAUCAUUUAGCAAUGGCUGAUAGGAAGCAUUGGGUCAAGUACAAAGAGAACGCUACACCCCACAGCCAAUGGUUACAGCAAUCGUUAAGCUCUUUCCGUAGCCAAUUUAUGGAUCUCAUUGAUUCUGGUAGAACGCAGCAUUCUCCCCUAACGAGAAGCCAAGGGAAUGCUCCAGUUAAUAACGCGAAAGGUGCGGGAGAAAAUUUGGAGAAGGGUAAUCAAGCCCAGAAUGCAAACGCGGCUGGUCAGGAGCAGAAAAAGUCGCAGCACCCCAGCGGGAAUCCAGUGAAGAAUUAUAUUUUGGAACAUCUGGCUAAAUUAAUGACGACCUGCAUUAUAAUACGAAUCGACGACUUCACUUUGUACAAAGUAACGACGACAUCCCGUAAUCCGUUGCCGAAAGAGUUUGCCACAGCUCAAACAAGGAAGAAACAUGCAGCAGGUGACAGAGACAGGUUUUGUCUUCCGGAAGAUGUCACGAUCCUCCACGCAGAAUUUACGUAUUAUUAUUAUCCAGGAGACAUCACAUUUCCAUUGCCACCACCAAAAUUUUACGUACAACUAAACCCGAUACAAGUAAACUUCGACGUUUGCUCCUGUUUAUGGUUUAACUCCUUCGGCUUGAAUUUAUAUCAUUCCCUGAUAACGAAUAAGGACAAGCAAGGAACAUAUGCUUCCACGAAUUUAAUGUACUUCGACGUGAAGAUCGAAGCUAUACUUCCAAGGUUAGUUUUUGAAAGCCAGCAAGACUAUCCGAAUCAAAAAGACAGGCCAAAAUCUUUGCACAUUCAAACCUCGAGAGCGUCUAUAACGAAUGUUCGGUCAAUGGAGAGGUCUUCAAGAGCGGACUUAGCACAGUGUCUAAAUGCCUUCCAAAUGGGUCAAAUGUUCUUCGGUACAGAAUUCCCGAAUCGUUCAGAAGAUUUCCACGUAUUAACAGACAAAUUCUUAGCACAUUGUGCAGGUACGGAUAAUAUCCGUUACCCACCGCCUAAUUUCACAAGUAAUUCAGUGAACGAACUGGUCCGCCAGUUGCAUCGAGAACUUUUAUGGACCGAAGCAAAAGACAUAUGGUGUUGCAAUUUGGAGCCUGUUUGGGGCGAUUUCCUCGGUGCACGCGCGGUAGGCCAGAACCGCCCUGUUCCGUUCCUCGACGCGUUCCCUUUAACACUGUGGUGCUACGUCUCGAUGAAGCCGUCGGAGAAUGAUUCAACAGAGGGGAAGUCUUCUGCCGCCGACAUCCACGGUCUCGCGUAUAUAAGCAAUCUAGUUAGCGUGCAAAUAAAUCAUUACCAGUAUCUGUUCUUACUGAGACUAUCGGAAAUCUUAUCAGAAAUGGCGACGUAUUUAACCAUCGAUUCCAAUAAAAUAUUGAACAUAGACUCGGACAGUUCGCUCGUGAUCGGCGCGCUAAUACCGCAAGUAGAAGUGACGUUCGUAAUGCCGUCGCAUACUCCCGGCAAGGAGAAUUCUGGCGGCGAUUUGGAAUCGGUCAUGCCGGAUUCGUCUAGCAUAGCCGACGAUCUUCCGGGCUCGUCUAUCCCGUGGCAGAACACCGAACGAAUCGAGAGCACCAGUAAAAAGAUCAACAUAAGUACAGAAAUAGCAACACCGCAAAGCGACGUAUCGUCGAUGUUGUCUAUGGACUUCAUGCAUCCUGUUAAUCCGUCUCAAACUGUAGUGACGUUCAAGCAGAACGGUACGAAUAAACAUGAUCAAAUAGGCAACGCGAUGCAUGAGAAACAGUGCAUCGGUAUUGAAGAAGAGAAAGUGUUGCCUACUUUAAGAUACGCCACUGAUGCUGCUCAUAAACACGGGAAAGGCGACUCGGCCUCGAACACGCCGUUCAUUCCUAAUAAUUUCAACGUCGGGCUUUCUUCUAUGAAAAAGGGAUUCAGUAAUUUGAUGACGUCUAUCGAUUCGGCUCUUAAGGCUUCCCCGGAAGACGGUAGCAGUGACACUAUGUCUAUUAGGAGCGACGUUAGCUCGGACAGCGAGAAUUACGUAUUGAUAAGCCUUCAGGAUCAGGAGAAAUUAGACGCGAUAUUCUCUGUUGAUAAUUCGAUUCGAAUAACGGCGGUCGAGGAAGCUAGUGAAGUGGUAGAAGAGACGCCUGAUACCCAGAGCGAGAAAUCUAUGGACAGCGUGUGCAAACGGAAGGAUAUUGUGUCCAUGGCGACGUUCAAACUGUCCAAAGUCGAAUUUAUUCAACAAUCUUCUGGGUACGAAUCGACGAUCAAGGUACAAGUCGCGAAUAUUGGUAACGACGAAUGUUCGUCUAUCCCAUGGGACGAGUUUCAGGUGAAGAGGAAGACAAAAUUCAGUGCCCGGUCUAGAGGCUGGCUCGAACUGCCUUCAGAUUCAAACUGCAGAUCCUGCAUUAAAGUACGAUUGGAUCACGGUUUAAAAUCCAAGUCGGACUCAUGGAGAUUGUCUCAAGCAAGCCGAACGAUAAGCAACAAAAAUACGCCUGUAUCCCGGAAUCAAAAUCAGAAUAACGCGACCGAGCAAGGAGCGGAUGCCCCCGCCAUCGACCUGCAUAAUAAACAGAGCGUUCUGGAUCUGUUCGAAGACAAAUUAGAAGUGAAAGUUACUAAUAUAUCUAUGUCCUUAUCAAUGAGUUCAAUAACUGGACUCACAGAUCUGAUCGAAGACGAGAUUAUACCCAAACCAAUACCAUUACAGAUCUAUUUAGAAAAUAUAUCGUUACGAUUGAACGAAGAUCGUCCUCCGAAUAAUAUCACUUCGCCAGGACCAAUUCCUAUAGAUCUGAACGUCUCGAAACUUAGAGUAAUACGAGACACCGAUGGAGUUUUUCGCAUUGAACCAGUUGCAAACACGUUGAGCACGUGUAAUUCCCUGACGAUGCUGACGAACAGUGAUAAUCAGACAGACCAAUAUAUCAGCAAUGAAAUGGAAUUAAACGUUUUGAGGCAGUCGAGCAGGCAGUUGAAAUCGGACAACGAGGAACUUCAACGUCGCCUUAACGCCUUGGAGAAAUUAUCAGAAGAGAACACGAAAUUGAUCCGUAUAAAGGAGGAGACCGACGUGAUAAAAUCCCAUUUGAGCGCCGCGCAAGAAGACAUACAGCUGCUUCUGAAGGAGAAGAGAGCCUUGCAAGGAACAAUAAUGGAGCUUCAAAAUCAAAUAAUCGGAAGUAGUACGCGUCCAUCCUGGUCGUCGAAGAGAUAGCACAGCAGCUGUUUCGAUUGUUCCAAAUGCUGUAGCUCGAAUAAGUCGUAAUAAUAAUUUUCCUAAUUGUUAAUUAAUUUCUAUUUCAUUGAAAACGUUCAUUAACGUUUACCAAACGUUUUUAUGUAAUUUACAUUUAAUCUGCUCGAAUUUUCGUUAUUACCAAUUUUACGCAAGGACGUCACUUGCCUACAGCCUUUUUCAUCGUCUUCUUUAUCCCGAUUACGCCAGCAACUGCCGUUCACCUACUUAACAAUGUAAUAAUUGAGAAAGUAUUCAGUUCCAUACGAGAAUCAUAUUUCGCGUGAAACGAUGCUGUUCUCUUACUACGAACAAGCAUAAGGCGAUAACUAUGGCAAUAGUAGUCAGUGUUUAGUGUUUUCGUUGAUAACAAAAAUUCAAUGAACAUUCUCAGAAAUGUAAAUGAGAAUCUGCGGUAGUCGAAAAAAGGUGAUGUACAUACGAGGUUGUUAAUAUUUGCACAUAAUAUAUUUGUUGCAUUAUAUAGAUAACGAGGCGUACGUAAACAUGGAUUGUAGUAUGCUAGUCGAAAUAACAUAUUGCAAUAUUAUACAUACGUAUAUAUAUACAUAUAUAUAUAUAUUUGAUUUUAUAGCAGUGAUUGUUGAAACAGAGAAUUGAAUAUAAAUUUUUUACCAAUGCUUUCCGUUCUCCUCGUCACAAAUGUUCUGACGAAUUUCGUAACUUUUAAACGCGAAUCGUCAGAAGUAUCCAUUAAAUGCAAUGUAAUAAAUGUGAGAUAUUAAUAUUAAUGGAUAUUGAAUGACACAGAUCGUUCGAGCCUACGAGUAGAUUGUCUAGCUUGAAAAUUGAUGAAGGUCUGUUCGUUCGUAUCGCGUAUAUUUCGUCGGUGACUUAUUUCACCGAUCUACGCGUGAACUAGACGAACGAUCACGAGAACGACUAUAAAUAAUAAUCUAUUAACAGUGAUAAUCUGAAAUGUUUUUAUAAGACUGUGAAUUCGAUGUUAUUACGUUAUCCCUUGUAUUAUCUUUAAACUAAGGGUAUGCAAUUGAUAUUUACGCUCUUACCCUCGAACUGCAUAAUAUUGAACUACAUUCAAUUAAAAUUACAAUCUAAUCGUGUACUGUAAUCGACUAAAUAAGUUCGUCGUAAUGUACUAUGUACCGUUGUGAUAUAUUCACGUUUAACGAUUGUUCGUUACUGUGGAUUUCGUUUGAAAGGGUUGCUGGCCAAUCCACUUGUCGUGACGCAGUCAGGUAUUUUUCUAGCGUAUAUCAAUCGAAAUUAUUGAUUCGUUUCCCAUUUUACGAAGUUCUCUUUUCAUAAUUCAUGUUUUUUACUGUAACAUCCAUCGCCAAAAUUGUUUAGGACAGACAUGUAAACAAGUUUGGUUUAAAGUUUUAUUGUCUUUCUUUGUUCUUAAAAUGUUUCGUCCAUUUUUAUUAAAUAUUAUAUUUAAGUGUCGCAUUAAAAAUUCUGUUCUCAGUUACGCGGAUGUAAUAUAUAUAUAAAAAUUGCAUAUCUAUGGAUAGAUAAGAGAAUUAAGUGCAAACAUUUUAGAAUAUCUGAAAUCAGUAGAUAUAUAGUCUAUGUGUUACGAUGAGACUAAGAUUUACUUACGCGACGUAUUUUCGUUACUUCCAUAUACAACAUACGUAUUUUUAACAUUCAAAGGAAAUGAUGUUCGUAACGUUUUUGAAAUAUUGUGUUAUAUUAUUAAAUUCUUUUAUAAACUAACAGUGCUUUUGUUCAACGAUUUAGUUUAGAAUACUUCCCUUUUAUUGAUAUUACGCCAGUUAUUUUCAUUAAAAAAAAAACCAUAUUGUUAUAACAUAUCUUCUAACUUACAGAUAAGUAAGCGUAUGCCAUUUAACAGUGUUAAGCAGCUUAAGUUUUGUGACUGACUAUAAGUUAUCUUAAUAAAACGCAAGAUAUCAUAAUUUCAGUAAUUUUCACGCUGUUAUUCUCUUUUGUCUUCGGGUCUAAUUAUUUUUUAUCAUUUCUAACAACUCUGGUCCCACGAGUAUACAUAAGGACUCUAGAAUAUCGUAAAAACACAUAUACGUAUAAUAAAUAUAAAGAGUUUCAGAAAGUAUGUAUCUAUAGUAUUAUUUGUAUAAAUAUAUUUUCAGCAUCUUCGCUAUAACCUCGUGACUAUUAUUAUAUAUUAAGUACGCGCGUAAAUGGUAUAUAUUACUGUUAACUUAAGUAUGUUUAUCGCCAGUUUUAUAUACUUAUAAUAUUUUUUUAAUGGUUGGGUCUAUACUUGGUAGGAGUUCUGUUCUAAUGCUUCCCCGGCGUUUAACAUUUCUUUCCCUCAUUAUAAUAAAUGUAUUGCGAUUUAUAAGAGAAUCUGUUAGAAAGUAGCAGAUGUAAAUAAACUAAUGAAAGUUGAA